UCUCUCUUCUCUCCUCCGGUAGAUCCCGUGUUGCAGGUCCCCACACAUGUGGAAGAGCCGGCCUUCCUCCCUGAUCCCAAUGACGGAAGUCUCUACACUCUGGGCAGUAAGCACAGCGAGGGUCUGACGAAACUGCCCUUCACUAUCCCUGAGCUGGUCCAGGCGUCUCCGUGUCGCAGCUCGGAUGGAAUUUUGUACAUGGGGAAGAAACAAGACGUGUGGCAUGUGAUUGAUCUGGUGACGGGGGAGAAGCAGCAGACUCUGACCUCGUCCUUCGCUGACACGGUGUGUCCGUCCUCCUCGCUCCUCUACCUGGGCAGGACAGAAUAUACAAUCACCAUGUAUGACACCAAGAACAAGGAACUGCGCUGGAACGCCACUUACUACGACUACGCAUCCACCCUGCCAGACGAGGGCACAGAUUACAAAAUGUCGCACUUUGUGUCUAAUGGGGACGGUUUGGUGGUGACGGUGGACAGCGAUUUGGGGGACGUCCUGUGGAUUCAGAAUUACGCCUCCCCGGUAGUAGCGUUGUACAUCUGGCAGAGGGAGGGUCUCCGGAAGGUCUUACACACCAACGUAGGGGUGGAGACGCUGCGCUAUCUCACCUUCAUGUCUGGGGAGGUCGGUCGUAUCACAAAGUGGAAGUAUCCCUUCCCCAAAGAGACGCACACCAAAAGUAACCUGAUGACGACGCUGUAUGUGGGCAAAUACUCCAGCAGCCUGUAUGCCUCAUCUUCCAUGGUGCACGAAGGGGUCACGGUGGUGCCCAGGGGAAGAGUCAUGCCGCUGCUGGACGGUCCCACCACUGAUGGGGUGACGAUUGAGGAGAAUGGAGAGUGCGUGUUCACACCCAGCACCGAUCUGAAGAGUCUGCCCGGGGGGAAAGGGAGUUACUGGAGGAACCAUUGGCUGCUAAUAGGACACCAUGAAACUCCUCUGUCUGCCCCAACCAAACUCCUGGAUACCUUCCCAUCCACCCUGCCCCGGGGAGGGGAGAAUGUCAUAGAGACCGCACGGGACAAAGCACGUUUCAACAAGGAAGUCCUGGGGAUGGUGGACAACCCUCCCGAGCAGUUUCCCCCGUCUUACUCUCAGGAGAUCUCUGACGUAUCAAAGCCAUUCCUGCCCAAGCCAGAGGCUCCGGUGGACUCCAUGCUGAAGGAUCUGGCCACCAUCAUCCUCAGUACAUUCCUCCUGGCAGGAUGGGUAGCAUUUGUCAUCACAUAUCCUAAGACCUUCCAGCAGCAGCAACAGUUGCAGCACCAGCAGUUCCAGAAGCAGCUGGAGGAGAAGAUCCAACUCCUACAGAGUCAGCAAACCCCCUUCCAGUCUGCUGAGGUGAUGCCUGAGGGAGAUUAUCUGGAUAUAACUAGCAUGCGGAGCGAGAGUUCAGCUAACAGUACUCCCAACGUGUCACCGAAGGCCUCCAACCACUCCAAUCUGUCCAUGUCGGAGGCUGGUAGUGUCGCCUGCACAGAACAAGAGGAUGGAGAUGAUGACAUGACAGUGACGGUGGGGAAGAUCUCCUUCAACCCCUGUGAGGUCCUUGGUCACGGUGCUGAGGGGACCAUCGUCUACAGGGCUCGCUUUGAUAACAGGGACGUGGCCGUGAAGAGAAUCCUGCCAGAGUGUUUCAGUUUUGCAGAUCGAGAAGUUCAGCUACUGAGAGAAUCUGACGAGAAUCCCAAUGUCAUCCGCUACUUCUGUACGGAGAAAGACCGCCAGUUCCAGUAUAUCGCCAUUGAACUGUGUGCAGCAACCCUGCAGGAGUAUGUAGAAGAGAAGGACUUUGAUCGGCAUGGCCUGGAACCCAUAACCCUCCUGGAGCAGACAGUGUCCGGUCUGGCUUAUCUUCACUCCCUCAAUAUUGUACACCGAGACCUGAAGCCACACAACAUCCUCAUUUCCAUGCCCAACGCUCACGGCAAAGUCAAAGCCAUCAUCUCAGACUUUGGGCUGUGCAAGAAGCUGGCGGUGGGUAGACACAGCUUCAGCCGAAGAUCCGGGGUUCCUGGCACUGAAGGAUGGAUCGCCCCAGAAAUCUUAAAUGAGGAUAUCAAAGAGAACCCUACAUAUACCGUGGACAUUUUCUCUGCCGGCUGCGUCUUCUACUACGUGGUCUCAAAGGGGAAACACCCGUUUGGCAAGUCCCUGCAGCGGCAAGCCAACAUCCUCCUGGGAGCUUACAGCCUGGACUGUCUGGACCUGGACAACCAUGAGGGUCUUGUAGCACAUCACCUGAUCCAGCAGAUGAUUGACAAGGACCCCCAGAGACGCCCGUCUGCCGAGGCCGUCCUGAAACAUCCGUUCUUCUGGAGCCUGGAGAAGCAGCUCCAGUUCUUUCAGGAUGUCAGCGACCGAAUAGAAAAAGAGGCUCUGGAUGGGACAAUCGUGAAACAGCUGGAAAGAGGUGGAAGAGACGUGGUGAAGCUGGAUUGGAGGGAGCACAUCACCGUUCCCCUGCAGACAGAUCUCAGGAAGUUCCGCAGUUACAAGGGGCGAUCAGUAAGGGAUCUUCUGCGAGCAUUACGUAAUAAGAAACACCACUACAGAGAACUCCCGGCGGAGGUGCAGGACACCCUGGGGAACGUCCCGGAUGACUUUGUGCGCUAUUUUACGUCUCGCUUUCCAGGACUUCUGCUGCACACUUACCUUGCUAUGCGGCUCUGCAGCCAAGAGAGACUGUUUCACCCCUAUUAUGUCCAGGACUCAUCAGAGCCGGCAUUCAGCUUGCAGCCCAUGGAUAAGGCGUGAAGUAUUGAGCACUUUAUCCCGAUCACUCGGGUGGUGGCCCGUGUAGGCUGCAGACAUCACAGAGUGCCUUA
Nanorana parkeri is the source of this 2828-nucleotide messenger RNA. It is a transcript of the gene ERN1, whose product is annotated as endoplasmic reticulum to nucleus signaling 1. Gene Ontology annotation, molecular function: ATP binding; protein serine/threonine kinase activity; RNA endonuclease activity. The record is from RefSeq and is a predicted model, not a curated record. The transcript is spliced from 20 exons. The annotation marks the transcript as partial. Lineage: Eukaryota; Metazoa; Chordata; Amphibia; Anura; Dicroglossidae. Gene Ontology annotation, biological process: intrinsic apoptotic signaling pathway in response to endoplasmic reticulum stress; IRE1-mediated unfolded protein response; protein phosphorylation. Gene Ontology annotation, cellular component: IRE1-TRAF2-ASK1 complex.